Molecule: messenger RNA, 1752 nt
Organism: Talaromyces atroroseus
Lineage: Eukaryota; Fungi; Ascomycota; Eurotiomycetes; Eurotiales; Trichocomaceae
Product: DNA repair and recombination protein radC
Exons: 6
Coding region: 1-1752 (583 amino acids)
Biological process (GO): DNA recombinase assembly; mitotic recombination; double-strand break repair via single-strand annealing
Cellular component (GO): nucleus
Source: RefSeq, a predicted model, not a curated record
AUGCCUGCAGUGGGCGACCAACACCGCGAUCCUUCUAGCACGACGGCCGUUACUGCGAAUCCGUUUGAUGAAGGGCCACGACGCAUGAGCGAGUAUACGGCUCGUGAUGUAGCCACACUUCAGUCACGUCUCGACAAACAGCUGGGCCCGGAGUAUAUUUCCUCACGUGCAGGACCCUCGGGACAGAAAGUGCAUUAUCUCGCAGCAGAGAAAUGUAUCAAUCUCGCGAAUGAGGUGUUUGGGUUCAACGGCUGGUCUAGUUCCAUCCAAAACAUCCAAAUAGAUUUUGUCGAUGAGAGUCCGAAUACGGGGAAGAUAAGUCUGGGGCUAUCGGUCAUCGUGCGAGUCACACUUAAAGACGGUACUUAUCAUGAGGAUGUCGGGUAUGGUCACAUUGAAAAUUGCAAAGGCAAAGCGGCGGCCUUUGAAAAGGCCAAAAAGGAGGGAACAACAGACGGCCUUAAACGAGCUCUAAGGACAUUCGGAAACGUGCUGGGUAACUGUAUCUAUGAUAAGGACUACCUCGCUAAAGUUACCAGACUUAAGAUCACACCGAGUAAAUGGGAUGCCGACAAUCUACAUCGCCAUCCAGACUAUGCCCCUGUUAAGAAAGAGCCCGUGCAGGCAAAGAAGAUAUCGGAGGAUGUUGAACUUCCUCCACGCCCAGUUGAAUUAAAUACUCGGAAGGAAAACAACAUAGCGCAUGAUACCUCUGCAACAUUCGAUGGGGACGGUGAAUUUGGCAGCGAUGUAUUCGACGAGGCGGAUUUUGUAGCAACGACCGCCGGAAACCCUGACGAGGUCUCCUUGGAUGUCGACACUCCACAACAGUUACAGCGGCCCCAGGCUAAACAGCCAUUACCUCCGCUUCAGCAAAGGCAACAAGGGUAUCAAGCGCGCCCUGCCCCCAGUGGUGCAAUUGUCACUCCCUCCAAGCCGGAAAGGUCAUGGGCCACUGGUCCUGCUGCGGCAGGUCAUGCAGCACAUCAUCAGAACGCAGCUCAUUUCUCCACCGCUCAACCUGGUGCACCUGCAGGAAAUCCGCAAUCAAUGGUGCAAGGAAACUCUACUGGAGACAACAAGCUCAGCCAAGAAUUCCAGCGACCAAAUAACUCCAUUAGCAUCAAAAUCGAAAACACAACCACAGCAUCCAACCCACCAGGCACGAAUCUAGUACCUAUGAACAAUGAGCAGAAUAUAUCUAGGAAUGGACCAAAUGACGCAUCUGUUGGGUUCUAUUCAGCCCGCGCAGUGGAGAUGCUUCGUGAAAACCCUCGAGGGUCGCCAAUGGCGCCCAAAUUUGACCCCCAUGCAGAAAGUCCCUCAAUCCGCAAAACAGCUGGAAUAGACCAUACAAAGAGCCUUGCUGUCUCGAAACCAAUGCUAUUUGGCGCAUCGCAGUCACCGGUUCCUGCCACUCGAAACUUCAUUAAUCCUUCGAUGGAAGUUCACCGACGAAUAGGAGCGCCAGGCGGCAACGGCGGAAUAGCUAGCCCUAUGAAUAAGGGAUUCACAACAUCCUCUUACCGUCCCUUGACAAGGCCAGUAGUUGACAACAACAACAACAACAACAACAACAAUACUAACAGCAACUCAUCAACGACAACGCAAGACCCGGGACUCAAGCGACCACCUCUAAACGAUGUGACCAACGCGCCGUCGUUCUCAACUAGCGGUGCCGGUGGUCCCGGAGACAUCAAAAGGCCGCGACUGACUAAUAAUGGAAGCGCUCACAACGUGACGCCUCACUAA